Messenger RNA from Nannospalax galili (Upper Galilee mountains blind mole rat), 1053 nucleotides. It is a transcript of the gene Mos, whose product is annotated as MOS proto-oncogene, serine/threonine kinase. Gene Ontology annotation, biological process: protein phosphorylation. The record is from RefSeq and is a predicted model, not a curated record. Lineage: Eukaryota; Metazoa; Chordata; Mammalia; Rodentia; Spalacidae. Bases 1 to 1053 code for a protein of 350 amino acids. Gene Ontology annotation, molecular function: ATP binding; protein kinase activity. The transcript has a single exon.
AUGCCAUCGCCUCUAGCCCUGUGCCGCUACCUCCCUGGCGAGCUGUCCCCGUCGGUGGACUCGCGGCCCUGCAGCAGCCCCUCGGUGGUCCCAGGGAAGGCGGGGAAGCUCUUCCUGGGGGUCACUCCUCCUCGGGCCCCACGGCUGCCACGCCGGCUGGCCUGGUGCUCCAUUGACUGGGAACAGGUGUGCCUGCUGCACCGGCUGGGAGCCGGAGGGUUUGGCUCCGUGUACAAAGCCACCUACCAUGGUAUUCCCGUGGCCAUCAAGCAAGUUAACAAAUGCACCAAGAACCUAGGCGCAUCCCAGCGGAGUUUCUGGGCUGAGCUCAACAUUGCAAGGCUGCGCCACGACAACAUAGUACGAGUGGUGGCUGCCAGCACGCGCACGCCGGAGGGCUCCAACAGCCUAGGCACCAUCAUCAUGGAGUUUGGGGGCAAUGUGACUUUACACCAAGUCAUCUACGGUGCUACCCUCUCCCCCGAGGAGGCGGCGGCAGGAGAGCCUUCCCGCUGCAGCGCAGAGCAGUUAAGUUUGGGGAAAUGUCUCAAGUAUUCCCUGGACAUUGUGAGCGGCCUGCUUUUCCUUCACUCCCAAAGCAUUGUGCACUUGGAUCUGAAGCCGGCGAACAUUUUGAUCAGUGAGCUCGAUGUCUGUAAAAUCGGUGACUUUGGAUGCUCCGAGAAGCUGGAAGACGUGCGGAGCUUCCAGGCUCCCGCUCAUCACGUAGGGGGCACGUACACCCACCGAGCCCCGGAGCUCCUGAAAGGCGAGACCGCCACGCCCAAAGCCGACAUCUACUCUUUCGCCAUCACUCUCUGGCAAAUGACCACCAGGGAGGUGCCGUACUCCGGCGAGCCGCAGUACGUGCUGUACGCGGUGGUGGCCUACAAUCUGCGCCCGUCCCUGGCGGGGCCCGUAUUCACGGCCUCGCUGGCCGGGCGGACGCUGCAAAGCAUCAUUCGGCGCUGCUGGGAGGCCAGCGCUCUGCUGAGGCCGAGCGCAGACCAGCUCCGGCUGGACCUGGACGCUCUAAAAGCCGUCCUGGGCUGA